Messenger RNA from Aspergillus oryzae RIB40, 1578 nucleotides. Its product is annotated as cytochrome P450. The transcript has 7 exons. The record is from RefSeq and is a predicted model, not a curated record. Bases 1 to 1578 code for a protein of 525 amino acids. Gene Ontology annotation, molecular function: heme binding; iron ion binding; oxidoreductase activity, acting on paired donors, with incorporation or reduction of molecular oxygen. NCBI's taxonomy places the organism in Eukaryota, Fungi, Ascomycota, Eurotiomycetes, Eurotiales, Aspergillaceae.
AUGAUGCUUGUAGUCAGCCUCCUCUUGGGCCUCACUGGUCUUUAUAUUAUCCGAUGGACACUAGGAGAAAGGAAGACCCUGAAGAGGCUCCCACCGGGGCCUACAUCAAAACCUGUUAUUGGCAACCUUUUGGAUCUGCCGUCACCGGGCACACCUGACUGGCUGCAUUGGCUCAAGCAUAAAGAGCUCUAUGGCCCGAUCAGCUCGGUAACGAUCUUCGGACAAACAAUCGUCAUCCUGAACGACCGUCAAACGGUAAUAGAUCUCAUGGAGAAGCGCUCCGGAUUGCACUCUUCUAGGCCUCAGCUGCCUAUCGCAGAAAUAACAGAUUGGGAUGAUACACUGGGGUUGAUCCCGUACAACAGUCGCUUCCGCGCAUAUCGGAAAGCGUUGCAUCAGGAGAUGGGCACUCCCGCUUCGAUUUUAAAAUACCACGAUAUCAUCGAUAUGGAAACACACCGUCUACUCUUCCGUAUACUCGAAAACCCGGAGGACCUGGUCCAGCACAUCAGGAAGGAAGCUGGGUCCAUUAUCUUGAGAGUCGGAUACGGUUAUGUCACAGAACCACACGCGCGGGACCCUCUGGUUGACUUGGUCGACAAAGCGAUGGAGGACUUUUCGCAACUGGUUCUUCCUGGGGCUUGGCUGGUGAACUUCAUUCCGAUGUUGAAAUACCUACCCAGCUGGUUUCCAGGUAACGGUUGGCAAGAGACGGCAAAGGCUUACAAGAAAAGAGUAACAGCAAUGAGGGACGUGCCUUACACGUUUGUCCAACGACAGAUCAAGAAGCAGAAUCAUGUACCGUCGUACGUGUCAAGUCUUCUGGAGCAAGGCAAUGUAGAACCCGGGUCAGAGGAGGAGAUCGUGGCGAAGUGGUCUGCCCAGUCGCUGUACGGCGGAGGAGCUGAAACAAGUGUCUCUUCAUUGGCAUGUUUUUUCCAGGCUAUGGUGUUGAACCCAAAUGUGCAGAAGAGGGCCCAGGAGGAAAUUGACCGCGUGGUGGGAACCAGUCGCCUACCCGACAUGUCUGACCGUGAAAACCUGCCAUAUAUAAAUGCUGUGGUAAAGGAGGUGCUCCGAUGGCAUCCUGUAACUCCAUUAGGAGUCACACAUGCAGCAAGCGAGGACGACACUUACAAUGGCUACUUCAUCCCUAAGGGCUCGAUCCUGGUAUCGAACAUCUGGGCGAUUGCUCAUGAUCCAGAGCUAUACCACGAUGCGACCGAAUUCAAGCCGGAGCGCUUCCUGGGUGUCAAUGGGCGAACACCAGAGUAUGAUCCGCAUUUACUCUCAUUUGGAUUUGGGCGUCGAAUUUGUCCCGGUCAGCACCUGGCUGCUGCCAAUCUUUACCUUGCCAUUGCCCGCUCCCUGGCAGUGUUCGACAUUACCCAUCUGGUCAAAAAUGGAAAAGAGGUCCCCGUCACUCCCGAGUUUACGACGGGCAUUAUCAGUCAUCCGGCUCCAUUCGAGUUGAGCAUUCGCGUCCGUAGCCCCGAACACGAGAAACUUAUUCGGGCAGUUGAGAAGAGCUACCCAUGGGAAAAAAGCCACGCGGAGGAACUUCAGCUGAAAAUCUGA